Messenger RNA from Protopolystoma xenopodis, 615 nucleotides. The record is from the annotation of a GenBank genome assembly. NCBI's taxonomy places the organism in Eukaryota, Metazoa, Platyhelminthes, Monogenea, Polystomatidea, Polystomatidae.
GUGGCUAGUUCAGACGCUGAAGAGUCGGCUAACUCCGAGGACGAAGCUGCCGACGAUACCCUGGAGGAGCUGGGCGGCGUAGAGGAGCGAGAUGGAGAAGAGGUAGAUGAGGAAUGCGUAGGCGAAAACAAUGAAGGGAGCCGAGCCGCAACAACUCAUGACAAAGUCGAUCACGGAGCCUUUGAUGCCGACGAUGUGGCCAUGAGUUCAAGUCCCUCUGCCUCACUGACAGCGAAAGUGACUGAUCUUCUAUCCAGAUCUCUAUCUCCGAAACUAGGGAGCACAAGCCAAACUGAAGGAUUAAGAUCGACGGAAAAUUUGGCAAUCACCUCUGGGCAGCUAACUCGUAAAUCAAUCAGUGCCAUGAAUAGUGGCAGUGGCGGAAGUGGAUCACGAGUGUCUCCUAGUCCGCAGGCCAAUUAUUUGGGUUCCAAAAAUAGCUUGCGCAGAGGCGGACAACGCCGGAGUACUUCAGGUCAUCACCAACCUUACGCAGUGCAUGCGGCACCUGACGCAAUAGUCCAUUGCGGAAUGGACUCUUUCACGAAGAGUGAGCGCCUUUCUAAAAAGAGGGAAAAGGUGGGCAUUACUGAAGAAUUAUAUAAACCUGACUAA